Petromyzon marinus (sea lamprey) is the source of this 1187-nucleotide messenger RNA. Lineage: Eukaryota; Metazoa; Chordata; Hyperoartia; Petromyzontiformes; Petromyzontidae. The record is from RefSeq and is a predicted model, not a curated record.
ACGGCGGCGAUGUUCCGGCUGCCGCGGGCCGCUACGGCGAGGCGCCCGCUGUAGCGGCGUCCGAAGGUCGGUGGCAAAACCCGCCCGGCGAGGGAUUCCGGCUCGGCGCGCCGCCCCCGGCGCCGUCCGGCAACCCCAACGGCCGGCGGGCGACGCCGGCCGCCGGGGACGGGGCGGCGGCGGGGGCGGCGUCGGCGAGGCCCGAGUGCGAGGAGUGCGGCAAGACCUUCCUGACGGCCAAGAUCCUCAAGGCGCACCGCGUGAUCCACGCCCCCGAGAAGGAGCACGUGUGCGACCUCUGCGGCAAGGCGUUCUCGCGCGUCGACAGCCUCCGCAAGCACCGCAUGCGCCACUCGGGCGAGCGGCCCUUCGUGUGCGGCGAGUGCGGCAGCGGCUUCCUGAGCCGCAGCGCGCUGCGCGUCCACGCGACGCUCCACUCGGGACGCCGGCCGUUCGCCUGCGCCGUGUGCGACAAGUCGUUCGCCCAGGCGUCCAACCUCAAGAUCCACGCGGCGACGCACAGCGCCGAGAAGCCGCACGUCUGCGCCCAGUGCGGCAAGGGCUUCGCGCAGAAGUCCUACCUCGUCACGCACCGGCGGACCCACACGGGCGAGCGUCCGUACGCGUGCGCCCAGUGCGGCAGGGGCUUCGUCGACGGCUCCAGCCUCAGGACGCACCAGCGGACCCACACGGGCGACCGGCCGUACGCGUGCGCCCAGUGCGGCAGGCGCUUCUCGGCCGUCUUCAACCUCCGGCGGCACGAGUCGUUCCACGGGGGCGAGCGCCCGCACGUGUGCGACCAGUGCGGCAAGGGCUUCUCCAUCUACUCCAACAUGAAGCGGCACCGGCGCUCGCACAGCGGCGAGAAGCCCUGCGUGUGCGCCGAGUGCGGCAAGGGCUUCUCGAGCAACCAGGACCUGAAGGUGCACACGAGGACGCACACCAACGAGCGGCCGCACGUCUGCCAGCAGUGCGGCAAGGGCUUCACGACGGCGUCGCAGCUCAAGAACCACCUGUUCGUCCACACGGGCCGCAAGCCCUACGCCUGCCGCUUCUGCGGCCGCGGAUUCGUGCGGAUCUCCCGGCUCAGGGUCCACGAGGAGACGCACGGCGACGGGGCGGCGGCCGCCGAGGGCCCGCGGCAAGCGGCGGACGCCGGCGACUACGCGGAGGGGAACUCGGAAUGA